GCCUCCCAUAGCUGCUGCCCAGGCCCUAAUCUGCCAUGGGCCCCCUAUUACCGCCGCCUCAUGCUGCUUCCAGGCCUGUAAUCUGCCAUGGGCCCCCGUACCGGCUGGUCACGCUGCUGCUGGGUCCACAGUGUGACAUGGGUCCCUGUACCGCCUCCCAUUGCUUCCACUCUGGCCAUGUGCCACUUUGAGGUCUCCUCACACUCCUGCUGGUUUCCAUUUUGUCAUAGGUUGCUGUAUGGCCUCCCAUUGCUGCUGCCUCCAUCCGCCACACUGUGGCUCCAAACACUGGUUUUGGCCCCCGUGACUGGCCAAAUGAGUGAAGUGUUGCCGGUGAUUCUAAGAUCGACGGCACUCAUCUGCAUGUCAUACUGACUGACAGAAUUAUUUCUCUUCCCCAGCAGACUAACAAGGGCAAUUUAAAUUAAAUGGUACAGUGUUCUGCACUAAUAUUA
Staurois parvus is the source of this 455-nucleotide messenger RNA. The record is from the annotation of a GenBank genome assembly. Lineage: Eukaryota; Metazoa; Chordata; Amphibia; Anura; Ranidae.